Entamoeba nuttalli P19 is the source of this 1593-nucleotide messenger RNA. RefSeq lists its product as hypothetical. The transcript has a single exon. Bases 1 to 1593 code for a protein of 530 amino acids. The record is from RefSeq and is a predicted model, not a curated record. Lineage: Eukaryota; Evosea; Mastigamoebida; Endamoebidae.
AUGAAAGGAGCAAAUGAAAAGAAAAAUUUUAAUAAAGAUUUAUAUACAAUCACAUGUACUAUUGACUCUAUUCCUUUAGAAUUUAAUCACCUUCAAGACUUACCUCGUUUUAUUGAGUUAUGUAAAACACAAACAGUUAGUGGUACAGAUAAUACAUUAGAGACACUUGAUUUAUUUUUUGAUGCAGCAGAAAAUAUUCAAGAAGAAGGGUCUGACUCAGAAGAAUCUAAUUCUGUUCCUAUUGCGCCAACACCACCAGAAAGUCGUCGUGUAUCAAAAAAUUUAAGUCAGAAAAUCCAAUUAAAAUUAGGUGAUAUACCUGAAAAAAGAACAUCUAAAGAAAAUUUAGAAUUUGUUGCUCGAGACUCUGUUAAAAAACAAAUGAAAACAAGUGGGUCACAAAAAGGAAAAAUGGUUAGAAAAACUAUUACUAAUGUUAAAGUUAUUACUAAUGAUAAUGAUGAUUCUACAGAUACUGAAGAUUUUAUCAAACCAUUAUACUCAAUGGAAAAAACAAUGGGAAUGAUGGAAAAAGAAGAAGAACCUAUUGUGUUACUUAUUGAUCCAAAGAAACGAAGGUCUUUAAGAUUUUAUGAAGCAAUGGGAGAGAAUGUUGAAGAAGUUAUUGAAAAAAGGUAUCAUUUUAUUUUUAUAAGUGAUUCUGAAGAAAUGAAAAAGUUUAUUGCAUUAUUAGUGAUGAAAGCUGGAACUAAAGAAAAGGCAAUUAAAAUUGGUAUUUGUGGGUCUGAUGGAUUUGUAAGUCUUUUUGUUCGAAUUUUUAUUGAAAUUACUUCAAAAAAAUUAAAAGGAGGAGAAGGAAUGUUUAAAUUCUAUUAUAUUCCAGUUGGAAAAACUUGUGAAUUAAUGACAGUCUUAGAUGGAAGUAAAAAAUACAGAGAAUUAUUCUUUUCAGAAGAAUGGAAUGGUUUGUUUAAUACAACUCAAAAUAUUCAACAACAAAUUUGUAAAGUAAUAUUUGAAAAAGUUAAUGAAGUUAUUCAAAAUUCUCAAAAUAAAAAAUAUAUUCAAUUAGGAGAAAUACAAUUAACUACAGAAAAUGAAACUGUGAUUGUUCCAUUUUUAAAGAGUAUUUGUCUCACUCCAACUAUAACUGAAUCAAAACCUCCUGUUAUUGCUAUUGAUAUUUGUAAACAAAAGAAAGAUAAACAACAUGUUACAAAAAUUAAAAAACCAUUAAGUGCAUUAGAUAUUAUUCGAUUAGAUGGUAUUGAAACUACAGGUGCUAUUGAAAAAUAUGGAGAUACUAAAGGGGUAUUAUUAAGUGUAAUUCGAAAGAAUGAUAGAAAAUUGUUAAGUUGUGAACAAAUUAUUAAAACUUAUUGUGGAGAUGAGGAUGAGAAGAAAAAAGAAAAAAAGAAAGUGGAAAAAAAAGAAGACUCACCCUUAAAAAAAGAAGAAAAAGAAGAGUCUUCAGCAAAUGUUUCAACAUGUACAAAAAUGAUGAUCAAUUGUGAAGAUUCAUUGUUUAGUGUUUUUAUUGAUGGGAGGAAAUUCUUUAGUGAUGUUAAAUAUAUUUCAGUUAAAAAUAUAUGGACAGGAACAAAAAGUAUUUAUUUUAACACUUUUGUUUGA